Molecule: messenger RNA, 1416 nt
Organism: Eurytemora carolleeae
Lineage: Eukaryota; Metazoa; Arthropoda; Copepoda; Calanoida; Temoridae
Gene: EndoB
Product: endophilin-B2
Biological process (GO): endocytosis; plasma membrane tubulation; actin cortical patch localization
Cellular component (GO): cytoplasm; actin cortical patch
Molecular function (GO): lipid binding; protein binding
Source: RefSeq, a predicted model, not a curated record
AAGAAGAUGGACAAUUUCAAGAAAACGUUAAGUGAUGCGUCCACAUUUGUUUCCAGAGCUGUCCAGGACGUACAUAUACAAGAAGAAGCCUCUGUUGUUUUCAACAGAGCAAAACAGUUUACGGAAGAGAAGUUGGGAAAAGCUGAAAGAACAGACCUAGAUCCACAUCUAGUUCUGCUGGAACAGAAAACGGAUAAUUGCAAGGGGUACACGGAAAAGAUUAAGAAUAAUGCGGCAGCUGUCCUUGUUCCAAAUCCAGGUUGACAAACCUCGAGUACUUGGGGAAUGAUAUGAUUGAGGCUGGGAAUGAGUUUGGAGUGAGUACUCCCUAUGGAGCUGCCCUGGUUCGUGUCGGUCAAACCCAGCAGAGGUUGGGUCAGAUUGAGAAGGAUUAUAUAUCCUCGGGUAACGAAGGGAUGAUUGCUCCUUUACAAAGGUUUUUGGACGGAGAAAUGAAAAAUAUUAUGAGAGAGAGAAAGAUCCUGGAGAAUAAGAGACUGGAUCUUGAUGCGUGUAAAAACAAGGUCCGGAAGGCUAGAAGCAUGGCAACACAACCCCAGAAGGAGGGUGUAGACCCCAGGGCUGUACUAGAUCAGGCGGAAAAUGAGCUGAGACUUUGCCAAGCUGAGUUUGAUCGUCAGGCCGAGAUCACGAGGCUCCUGAUGGAGGGAUUGUCCCAGACCCAGACAAACCAUCUCAGACAUCUUAAGGAGUUCGUUCAGGCACAGGUUAACUAUUACUCUGAGGCUCACACUACUAUGCAAGAAUUACACAGGGAACUCUCAGGUUUAACUCCCCCCUCCACCUCCCCCCUCCCACAAGAUCUUAAACUUCAAAGAGGUCAAGUCCUGCUAGAUUAUGACGCUAACGGACCUGAUGAAUUAAGCCUACUGGCGCAUGAGGUUCUAAAUGUGUACGAGCUGGAUCCUGAAAGUGAAGAUUUCCUGGUGGCAGAAAGAGGAACUAAAGUUGGUAAAAUCCCAAGGGCCUAUGUUAAAAUAAUCAGCUGAUUAAUCGGGAUCAGCUGUUUCCUUCUCCCUCCUGGUCACCAUUUUAUUUAUCUGUGAUAUUUUAGUUUAAAGAUUUUGUAUUUUAAGUUUAAAAUUGCCUUUUUUUGUUUAGAAAUUCGUUAAUUUUUAUUCCAGUAUAAAGGCCCAUUAUAAAGUAUAGAUAUUACCUUUAAUCUAAGCUUAACUUAAUAACCUAGAGCCUUAGGGAAACCCUUCAUUUAUUUUAAAUCAACCAACAUCAAAUAAAUAUAUUUUAAUUUUGGAAAAAUGUUCCAAAACAAUUAGUUAACUGUUAACCAAAGUACAAUUUUUCUGAUUAUAAACUGUUUCUUUGUGUGCAUUAUUAUUCUAUAUGUUCUUUUAUUUUAUCAUAUAAUAGUAAUAAAGUAUUUCCUCUUCUAAUCUA